Molecule: messenger RNA, 2276 nt
Organism: Manihot esculenta (cassava)
Lineage: Eukaryota; Viridiplantae; Streptophyta; Magnoliopsida; Malpighiales; Euphorbiaceae
Product: protein CNGC15b
Exons: 7
Coding region: 146-2116 (656 amino acids)
Biological process (GO): potassium ion transport; transmembrane transport
Cellular component (GO): membrane
Molecular function (GO): voltage-gated potassium channel activity
Source: RefSeq, a predicted model, not a curated record
UGUUAAAGUGGGCGCUGGAUUCCUUUCCAGCUCUUCAGGGUUCAAAAUCAUUUUCAAAUCCAUUCAAGGCCUAGCUUUACAAGAAACAGAUAAUUUAUUUACUUUUCCUGAUAAAGACAUUGAUCCCAGUGAACCUGAAUGGAUCAUGGCAAUUACAGCAGCAGUCGGAGAAAUUGAUGCAAAGACAGGGAAGUCUUUGAAAGACAAGGUUUUAUGCAGAGUAUUCUCUGAAGACUAUGAAAGGACUAGGAACAAAAUCUUAGAUCCAAGAGGACAAAGCAUUCAUCAAUGGAGCAAGAUUUUCUUGGCAGCCUGUUUGGUUUCAUUGUUCAUAGAUCCUUUGUUCUUCUACUUGCCUAUAGCAAAUGACGACAUGUGCAUAAACAUUGGACUCUCCCUUGAAACAACACUCACUAUCAUAAGAUCAGUUGUUGAUGUCUUCUAUGUUAUUCAUAUAUUUGUCAGAUUUCAUACAGCUUAUGUUGCGCCUUCUUCUCGAGUUUUCGGAAGAGGAGAGCUUGUAAUAGAGCCUUCAAAGAUUGCAGUUAGGUACUUACACAAAACAUUUUGGAUUGAUGUAAUAGCUGCCUUGCCUCUUCCUCAGAUAUUAAUUUGGUUAAUCAUCCCCAAUCUUGGAGGAUCGAUGGUGACAGACACAAGGACUGUUCUUCCAUUUGUUAUCUUAUUUCAGUACCUUCCAAGGCUCUAUCUCAUAUUUCCUCUCACGUCACAAAUCGUUGAGGCCACCGGUGUAGUAACAGAAACAGCUUGGGCUGGAGCCGCAUAUAAUCUUCUGCUUUAUAUGUUGGCAAGCCAUGUCUCAGGAGCUAUCUAUUACCUUCUAUCGGUUCAGAGAGAAAUAGACUGUUGGAAAAGUGUCUGCAAGGUUGAGAAUUGUCAAAAUGGUUACUUUGAUUGCCACAGCGUCCAAGAUCCUGCAAGAGUUGCCUGGCUGAACUCAAGCAAUGUCACAAAUAUAUGCAAUCCAAAUAAUAACUUCUAUCAAUGGGGGAUAUACGUCACUGCACUGCAAGCUGGGGCAACAAGCUCAGCAUUUCCUAACAAGUACUUCUACAGUCUAUGGUGGGGAUUGCAGCAGCUGAGUUCUGUAGGACAAAAUCUUAAUACAAGCAGUUAUGUUGGAGAAAUCAUCUUCACCAUUAUCACCUCAACUCAAGGAUUAGUACUGCUCUCUUUGCUUAUUGGGAAUAUGCAAAGAUACCUCCAAGCAACAACCAUGCGCCUAGAAGAGUGGAGAGUCAAAAGAAAUGACACUGAACAAUGGAUGCAUCACAGGCAGCUGCCUCCAGAAUUAAGAGACUCCAUCAGAAAAUAUGACCAAUAUAAGUGGUUGGCUACCAAAGGGGUUGAUGAAGAAGCUAUCCUCCAUGGACUACCUAUGGAUCUCCGGCGAGAGAUCAAACGUCACCUAUGCUUUGACCUAGUUCGAAAAGUUCCUCUGUUUGAUCAAAUGGAUGAAACUAUGCUUGAUGCUAUAUGCGAGAGACUUAAGCCUGCAUUAUGCACAAAAGGCCUGUUCCUUGUGCGUGAAAGUGAUCCUGUUAACCAAAUGCUCUUCAUAAUCAGAGGCCACCUUGAUUCUUACACCACAGAUGGUGGCCGCACUGGAUUUUUCAACUCGUGCCGGAUCGGUCCAGGAGAUUUCUGCGGCGAGGAGUUGCUGACAUGGGCUUUAGACCCGAGACCAAGUGUCACCCUUCCAUCCUCCACACGCUCAGUCAAGGCCAUCACUGAAGUAGAGGCUUUUGCACUCAUAGCAGAUGACUUGAAAUUUGUAGCUUCACAAUUUCGCAGGCUGCAUAGUAAGCAACUUAGGCACAAGUUCAGAUUCUAUUCUCAUCAAUGGAGGACAUGGGCUGCUUGCUUUAUACAAGCUGCUUGGCGCAGGCAUAAAAAGUUGAAAGAAACUGCUCAUCUGACUGUUCAUGAGCCUGGAGUUCCACAACGAGGAUCAUUUUGGUCUAGCUAUGCAGAAAGUCUAGUGGCAAGCACUAGAUUAAGUAUCAAGUGCAAGCAAAAAUCUGGGACAGAUUCUGGUACUGUCAGCUCUCUGGAGAAGCCAGAUGAGCCAGAUUUUUUCUUACAUGAGAGAUAAAUUUGAAAAGGGGGUUCAAUAUGACUAACCUUGAAGGAUAAAAGGAUAAAAUUACCGAAAAUUACAUGUAAGAUGCUAUAUUUUAUGUCUACUCGAGUUUAGAUAUAUUUUUAUAAAUCCGAAUAAUAAUCGAAACCUAAAAGUUUCUCCUUACACUCCA